UCGCUCCGACACGGGAACCAGAGCAUCAGCGGAGAUAGCAGGGAAUCAUUCCUUAAACUCCUCAGGCUAACUCGCUCUCGUCUUUGGUUCGAAAUGGAAACAUCUACUUUUACGCGGAGCCAACGCAGCUCCAUUGCGCACAACAUUAAGGGCGCUCUCUCGCUCUGGCUGGUUGUCUGGCUUGUCGUGGUAAAGCCCGUGCCUGCGCAGAACUGCCCUCACCGGUGCGUGUGUUACCCGACCCCCAUGACAGUGAGCUGCCAAGCGCAGAACUUCACCAUUGUGCCCACCGGCAUGCCCUAUGAAUCCCAGCGCGUUUUUCUGCAAAACAACCGCAUUACUGAACUGAGAGUGGGGUCCUUUGCUUUUGGCACACAGGUCUUGUGGCUCUUCUCCAACAACAUCACCUGGAUCGAGGCUGGUGCAUUCAGUGAGCUGCGUGAUCUGGAGGAACUUGAUCUGGGUGACAACCCUCACCUGCACCGUCUUGAGGGUGGAGCUUUCCGUGGCCUAGAGAAGCUCCAGAGCCUCCACAUGCACCGCUGCCGCCUGGCAGCCCUCCCCCAUGACAUCUUCCACAAGCUCUACAGCCUGCAAUUCCUCUACCUGCAGGAGAACCAACUCCACUUCAUCCAGGAUGAUCUCUUUUCGGACCUGAUCAACCUCAGUCAGCUCUUCCUGCAUGGCAACCGUAUCCGCACUCUGUCCGAGAAUGUGUUCCGUGGCCUGGUGAACCUUGACAGGUUGCUGCUCCAUGACAACAGGGUCCGUCAGGUCAACCGCCGUGCUUUCCGUGACCUGGGCAGGCUGACCAUGCUCUUCCUCUUCAACAACUCCCUGGCAGAGCUGCCUGGUCAGGCCAUGCGGGACAUUGCCUCCAUUGAGUUUCUGCGGCUGAACAACAACCCCUGGGCCUGCGGCUGUGAGGCUCGCCCUCUUUGGGAGUUCUUCCGUGGCGCCCGUCUCUCUAGCUCUGAGGUGCUGUGCGCCUCCCCAGCCCCUCGUCGUGGACAGGACCUGCGCUUCUUGAGGGAGAUGGACUUCGCUCUGUGCCCCCUCCCUGACUCUGGCUCCCUUGCUGGCUCGACCACCACCACCUUCAGCACCAAGACCCGUUGGUGGUUCUCCAAGCACAAGCCUGCCAGCACCUCCAAAGGCAUCUUUGAGAAGACUUCAGAGACCAAGGCGUACCCCUUCCCUGGAGGAAAAUCCUCAAUCACAUCUACAUCCACAAAGUAUGAACUUGGGGAUGAAGAGGCUCUUCUUCCCAAGCUUGACCCAGAAGAGUACUGGGCCAACUAUGGCAAUGAAGAUGCAGGUGUCACCUCCCUGCGCUGCUUUGAGCUUGAGUGCCCACCCGAAUUCGAAUCUCUGCCCCCCUCCUCCUCUUAUUUUCGAUCCUCAUCUUCUGCUCUCUUGCUACUCUCCAUGUCUGUCUUGACUGGCUCUGUCCAUCUUCUGUUUGGCUGAAUCUAUCAAUGUCCGAAGAACCCUCAUCCCCUCAUUUUUCUCCUCUCUGGAGGAGGGAAAACCCUGUUUGCUCAAUUUAACUCUUAAAUGCCUUGAUUCCUGUUUACCAUCAACCUCACCUGUAUCUUUGUUCUGUUCAGUUUGAGCCUCUAGGUCUUGGCAUCUAGAGGGCACUACACUGAUUUAGGAUACAGUGGAGAGCAGGGAUCGUUGGGCAGUUCAGGCCCUUCAGGAAACUUGUGAAAAAUUUUCAGAGGGCUUGUUAGUGAAGCAGAAACACUGUCCUUCUUUUUUGAGGGCAUGUGUACUCCGCGCCAUCUCUGUCACAGUCAGUGCAGACAGAGAGAUAUGAAUCUUCAUCUUAGGUUUAUGUACAAUAUUUGUAUGCUUCUAACUUUUCAACCACUCUUAAGUGCUUCUAUGAUAGUUAGUUGUAAUUAUAGCUUGUAAUGUCAUCACGACAACCUCUCUCUAACUUUCCAACUAAUGCUGUCACUGCUAAUGCCAUAGUUACAAUUAUAGCUCUGUUAAUUGUUACUGGUAACAGUAUCUUGAGCAAAUUAUUAGACUAACAGAAGGGUCUCAAAAUUAUUCAGAGCUUGAAGAGCAAAAGAUGAAAACGUGAAGGAGCAAAGUGAAACACAGAUAGUGGAGCCAGGAGCUUAGAACUAGAGGCAGAGGUAGAGAUUACCAAAAUAAUGGUAAGAUAUGUGCGCAUACAGUAUAUAUAUAGAGAGAGAGAGUACACACAAGAGAAGGCGAAAUAUUUUAUUACAUCACCCACCAGCUAUGAAAUGAUCAUUUCUGUAAAUACGACAUCUUGGCAGAGAGAGCUGUAAAUAGCGCUACGAAAGGCCUUAUGUUUGUCACUGUUCUGAUUGGCCAAGAAUGUCACUGUGAGUAAUGUCAGUUGUGGUAUUUCUUCGGCCAGUGCAUGGAAAGAUCAUUCAACGGCACAGGUUAUGUUUGGCUGCAUGAAUUUCAAAAUACUGUUAACAUGUUGUGUCUUAACUGUCGAAUAGAUUCACUGCUUCUUUCCAAGACUAUAUUCUUUUUUGAAAUUCAUAUUUGUAAUUGCUUAUUUCUCACAUCCUGUGAGACAUUGGCAACUCCAUCCUUUCUUAUUUUAAAUAUCAAUUUAGAUUAAUAGUCAAUAGCCAGUCAAGAAAUAAUUGGCAUUAUGCUAAAACGAGGACUGACUUCAAGGAAAAAGCAAUAAAUGGACAUUUAAGAAAGAAUUAGAUAAUUUCUCAACUGUGAAAGUGAUGCAGACUUUAUAGCUGGCUUUUUGGCUUUGACAUCACUACUGUUCCUUAAAGUGGUUUGACUAGUGCGCAAAGCUUGAAAGAUUGGUAAAUCAAUAAGACGUGCUUACUUACAGAUUGGUAGACUGUCAGAAUAAUGUCUACCAUUGGUCACGGACGACUUUGUCUGGUCUGCCUCUCAAACCUCCUAUACCUGUACUUCCCUUGUCUUUCUCUCCAAUGUUGUUCUUUGGGAGGCAUGCUGAUGUCAUCGCUUUCCUCAUUGGUCCUUUCCUUGCCUAGUAGGGAAAUAAACUGAGAGGGCAAGGACAAGAGGAGAGAAAGAAAAGGAAAUGUACAGAAAGAGGAAGAGAGAAAGAGUGGAAUGCAGGGGCGGAUGUGGGUGGUAGAGUCGAAAAGAUAGAAUAAUAAAGGAUGGACAUGUGAAUAAGUAUGGAGGAAUGCAUUCUAAUGUAGAAAAUUACAUUUUCUCUUCUGAAAAAAGUGAUGCAGUGGAUUGAAACUGUGUUUUGGUCUCACUGCUCAUCUUUAGGGACCAAAACAAGAUCAAUACCAAUCAAUUAAUGCAGCAAGAUCUUGUUUUCUUUAGGGUUAUACUGUUAAUUGUAGCAAUAUCUUGUCUUAUGUUUACCUUAUGAUAGUAUAGAAGCAGUUAAUACUGCCAUUUUCCCCCACAGGCGAUCCUGAAUGUUGCCAUGACAAAUAUUUGUCUAAUAACUGUUUGUGUGAAGUGUGUGUGUUAUGUAAAUAUCAGCUGGAAUGGGUAAGGUCAAACUGCCUUGAGGUGCUCUCGAGUGACCAUAUUUGUGAGGUCGCUCACAGAUGACCAAAGCAUUAGUUAUACCUUUUUACCCAAUGUGUGUAUCGUUCAUUUGAAUGCAAGACUGUGAAAGAAUGAGCUGUUGAAUCUUUUCACUAGGAAAAACAAAGUGCUGGACAGAAAGCAUGACCAAAU
Xyrauchen texanus (razorback sucker) is the source of this 3690-nucleotide messenger RNA. Its product is annotated as reticulon-4 receptor-like 2. Lineage: Eukaryota; Metazoa; Chordata; Actinopteri; Cypriniformes; Catostomidae. The transcript has 3 exons. The record is from RefSeq and is a predicted model, not a curated record. The coding region runs from base 94 to 1470 and encodes 458 amino acids. Gene Ontology annotation, molecular function: protein binding. Gene Ontology annotation, cellular component: plasma membrane.